CCCCCUCCGUCACUUCCUGCCGGCGCUGCUGGCCCGCGGGCGCGGAGCCGCGGCCCAGCCAUGGUCGCGCUGGAGAACUCGGAGGGCGGCGCGGAGGAGGCAGCGGGGGGCACCCCGGGCGCGCGGCGGAGGCUGCCCCUUCAGGGAUACCUGCCUGCCCUAGCCACCUCCCAAGUGAAGAGGUUCUCAGCUUCCAGACGGAAGCAGCACUUCAUCAACCAGGCAGUGCGAAACUCAGACCUGGUCCCCAGGGCCAAGGGUCGGAAGAGCCUCCAGCGGCUGGAGAACACCCAGUACCUCCUGACCCUGCUGGAGACAGAUGGGGGCGCGCCCAGUCUGGAGGAUGGGGACCUAACACCUGCUGCGGCGCCAGGCAUCUUCGCAGAGGCUUGCAGCAAUGCCACCUACAUGGAGGUGUGGAACGACUUCAUGAACCGCUCAGGGGAGGAGCAGGAGCGGGUGCUCCGCUACCUGGAAGACAAGGUUCAGAGCAAGGCCCGUAGGAGGGGGCCUGGCCGCGGGGAGGACGGCAGGAGAGAGGACCCGGCCUACACACCUCGAGAGUGCUUCCAGCGCAUCAGCCGGCGCCUGCGAUCUGUGCUUAAGCGGGGCCGCAUCCCCAUGGAGACCCUGGAGACCUGGGAAGAGCGGCUGUCGAGGUUCUUUUCCGUGUCCCCUCAGGCCGUGUACACGGCUAUGUUGGACAACAGCUUCGAGAGGCUGCUGCUCCACGCCGUGUGCCAGUACAUGGAUCUCAUCUCGGCAAGUGCCGACCUGGAGGGCAGGCGGCAGAUGAAAGUCAGCAAUCGCCACCUGGACUUCCUGCCCCCUGGGCUGUUCCUGUCAGCCUACCUAGAGCAGCACAGCUGAUGGCGGCCACACAGAGCCCCUGCCACUGCCACGCCAUGCCCAGACCUCUGGUGCCAUCUGUUAAGACAUCUUUCCUGUUUUUAGACUUUAUUCUUGGAAACCAGUUUUCCUGUGGAGUGGCUCUUUCUUGUUCACUCUUCAUCCCCACCCUGCCCAGCUCUUAAGACAUCAAUGCUGGCCACAGGGGCUGCCCAGACUAUGCCAGCCCCCUAGUGCCCCACCUUGGGACUUGAAUUUGGGUGGGGAGAUCUCACUGGGCACUUCCAUCUCUCUGCUUUGUUUAGCUUUUACUUUGGGGGUCGCUCGGUCUGUGGCUCAGGCGGAUAGGAAUAGGCUGAGUUUUUAUCACUUUUAAUCAAUUGGGCAAGAUUUAUUGUAGAUUUUUAAUUUCUCUUUUGGAGGGAAAAACCAAAAUAGGCCCCAGAUGGCUCAUUGUGGGGCUUUGUCGUGAUCCUUGCUUGUCCCGUCCCACUUUUUAGCCGUGUUCGUGUGUGUUGGGGGGGGUCCUCUGGGACCCUCCCCCUUGCUCCAGGAGCAUUUCCUUUUGUGUACUUAUGUGUGUAACCCCACGAGUGUGCAUGUGGGCCCUGCAACCUAGGACACAGCUCUGUUUUAAGGCUGGUUUGAUGCUUUCUGUUAUGCAUGUAGCCACCUCCCCCUCCCGCCUGCUCCUUGCAGCCCCUCUUUUGCCCCCACUCUUACUUUGGGGAUCCAGAACUUCCAGCCAGAAGCUUCUGUCCUCACCUCCUGUCCCCUCCUACAUUCCCUCUGCCCAGCCUGGCCCUGGCCUCUUGGUCAGGGCCCCCUGCUGGUCACCAUCAGGGGACUCAGAUAUGGAGCAGGCCCAGCCCCUUGUCCUGUGUGUGGCCCGUUGCGUGUGGGGAAGGGGGUGUUUAAUAAAUUCCUGGUGCUCUGGC
Messenger RNA from Heterocephalus glaber (naked mole-rat), 1787 nucleotides. It is a transcript of the gene R3hdm4, whose product is annotated as R3H domain containing 4. Lineage: Eukaryota; Metazoa; Chordata; Mammalia; Rodentia; Bathyergidae. The record is from RefSeq and is a predicted model, not a curated record. Gene Ontology annotation, molecular function: nucleic acid binding.